AUGGCAUCAGAAAAGACCACAAAGAAAGAUCUGCUAAAGGCUGAGGAGCAGCAGCAAGCGAGCGUUGUCGAUCGGGUAACCAGCCUGCCCUUGCUCAACUCUGCCUUCAACCUGGUCUCAUCAGCCUACAACCACACCAAGGAGACGCAUCCUUGCCUCAGUGGGGUCUGCAACGUGGCUGAGACCGUGGCUGCUGUCGCAGUAGGCAGCGUGGUUGGUGGGGCACAGCCCAUCCUGAACCAGCUGGAGCCACAAAUUGCACUUGUAAAUGAAUACGCCUGUAAGGGACUGAAUCAGCUGGAGGAGAACUUGCCUUUUCUUCAACAGCCAGCAGAUAAGGUAAUCUUGGACACCAAGCAGCUGGUUUCCACCAAAGUGACAUGUGCUAUGGAUGCUGCCUGUGAGGCAAAAGAAGCAAUGGCUGAUAAAGUGACUGAAGCUGUGGACCUCACUAAAAAUGUUGUUGGGGACAGUGUCAAGCUGACUAGGUCAAUGGUCACCUCCACUGUUAACAGUGCUGUGGAGGCUGCCCAGGGUGCCAAGGACCUUGUGACCAACAAGGUGACUGAAGCUGUGGACCUCAGCAAGCAUAUUGUGGAGGACAGUGUUGGACUCGCCAAGUCUGCAGUGGCUUCUACAAUUGCCAAUACUGUGGAGGCUGCCCAGGGUGCCAAGGACCUUGUCACUAACAAGGUGACCGAAGCUGUGGACCUCAGCAAACACAUUGUGGAGGACAGUGUUGAAAUGACCAAGUCUGCAGUGGCUUCUACUAUCGUCAACGCUGUGGAGGCUGCCCAGGGUGCCAAGGACCUUGUCACUAACAAGGUGACCGAAGCUGUGGACCUCAGCAAACACAUCGUGGAGGACAGCGUUGAAAAGACCAAGUCUGCAGUUGCUUCUACAAUUACUGCUGCUGUAGGGGCUGCCCAGAGUGCAAAGGAUCUUGUGACCAACACGGUGACUGAAGCUGUGGACCGAACCAAAGGGGCUGUUCAGGAUAGUGUUGAGAAGACUAAAUCGAUGGUUGCUUCUACGGUCAACACAGCUCUGGAUGCUGCAUAUGGCACCAUAAGCAGCAAAAUCAAUACGGCCUUGGAGCAGAGCAGAGAGGUGAUCCAGGAGGGGAUGAAGAUGACCAAUUCGGUGGUGACCAACAGCAUAAGCAAAGCCAAGGCAGUGAGCCAAGCAGUGGCAGGUGGUGUGGAGUCUGUCCUGGGGAUAUCAGAAGAUCUGGUGGAUCAUUACCUCCCGAUGACGGAGGAGGAACUAGGUGAACUGGCCACCAGUGUCAAGGGAUUUGAUGUGGCUUCUGUGGAGGAGCAGAAACAGCAACAGAGUUACUUUGUGCGCCUGGGUUCCCUCUCUAGCAAAGUCCGGCAGCGAGCCUACCAGCUCUCCCUCAACAAACUGAGGUGCAUUAAGCAAAGCACCCAGGAGACUCUCUCCCGACUACAACUGGCAAUAAAACUGAUUGAAUCUGUGAAACAGGAGGUUGGCCAGAAGCUUCUGGAUGGGCAGGAGAAGCUCCAUCAGCUGUGGGUGGACUGGAGCCUGACCCAACCCAAAGGAAUCCAAGUAAAAACUGCCUCCCAACCAGAGGUAGAGUCACGGACUCUAGCUAUGCUGCGUAUCAUCACCCAGCAGCUACAACCUGCUUAUGAGAAUCUGAAAGCCAGCAUCCAUGGCCUCCCCAGCAACAUCCAGGAAGCUGUGUAUCAGGCCACUCGAAAUAUCCGCAAGCUCCAUAGUUCUUUUUCCAGUGCUAUGUCUUUCCAGGACCUCUCCAGCACCACCCUGACCCGGAGCCAGGACUAUGUGGCAGAAGCUCGAAGGUCCCUAGAUGACUUGUUUGAGUAUGUAACUCACAACAUCCCUCUCAACUGGCUUGUGGGUCCCUUCAGGGCAAUAGCUAAAGAGUCACAGGACGGCAGGAAGCAGAUGAAGAAAGAUAUGGUGACUGACAGAAAAUCACCUGUGGUGGAGAAGGCACCCGAGGAGCCAAAGGGGACAAAAGCACCCGAGGAGCCAAAGGGAGCCACCAGGAUCCCAGAGGAAGGGUGUGAAGUGUUAGAGAAGCUGGAAGAGAAGGCAGAGAAAGACACAGAGGUGGCGCUGGCUGCAAAGGAGAUAAAAACUAAUGCACCAGAGGAAGAUCCCUGAAAAUUCCAGCUCUUCUGGCCAAGGCUCCCUGGCUAGAACAGCACUUUACCCUUUAAUCAUGUGUCCAGCUGCCAGUCGUGCCCCAAGUGCCUCCUGCUCACUCCCUGUCCCAGGCUGAGUUCACAGCAAGGUGUAGUUUGCGAGGAGACCUGGGAGCCAAGGUGGGGUGACUCUGUAUCUUGAUUUACUAUAUUUUUUAAAUCAUGCUGCUGCGCUGAGAGGGAAGAUGGGGACCUGUACUUCAGCUUUUUAAGCCAGCCCAGCUCUGUGGUGUGAAUGGCUAAUUCUUGCUGAGAGAAGUAGUGGCCUCAACUUAUUUUUAAUGUCGGGUUUGGUUUUUAAUUCAUCCAAGCGACAGAUCUUGAGAGGAUGAGGUGCUUGGCCCUUGAUACUGUUUCCCUCCUUUUACAAGUUUAAAAAUACACGUUACAGACACUUCCUUUGUGCCCCUUGUGCUUCCGGCGAGGCUCACCCCGCAGCGGAGCGGGACCAGCCGGGGGCAAGGGGCAGCUCCUCAAAGAAAAAAAAAAAGACUUUGUGGAUCAGCCAAACACUUCUUCUUUCCUAGAGAAACACUUAGCAAGGUGGGAUUUUCUUUUAAGCAUGACAAUUUGCAGUGGGAUUAUCUUUUAGUCGUGUAAAUGCCUUCAGGGAUCGUCCGGUUGUGUGUGAGUAACUCCAUGUGUGAAGCCUUUAGCUGGCAAAUGAGGCAGCUCUUGCCAGGAGUUACUCUGGGAUGGGAUCUCCUGGUAUUAAAAGGGGGGAGGUAAGUGUUGGUUAUUCCCCCAGCAAACAAUGCUUUGUAAUCAUUCCUAAUGUAACUUAUUUUGGUAACUUAUGUCCUGGCCUGGUCCUUGUGUUAAGGCUGGAAUAAGGGCAAGCAGACUUUGGAAUAAAGCGUGACCUGCGUUCAAAAAAAA
This is a messenger RNA of Calidris pugnax (ruff), 3080 nucleotides long. Its product is annotated as perilipin-3-like. Bases 1 to 2160 code for a protein of 719 amino acids. Gene Ontology annotation, cellular component: lipid droplet; cytosol. Gene Ontology annotation, biological process: lipid storage; positive regulation of triglyceride storage. The transcript has 9 exons. The record is from RefSeq and is a predicted model, not a curated record. Lineage: Eukaryota; Metazoa; Chordata; Aves; Charadriiformes; Scolopacidae.